Messenger RNA from Annulohypoxylon maeteangense, 1851 nucleotides. RefSeq names its product cytochrome P450. The transcript is spliced from 2 exons. Gene Ontology annotation, molecular function: oxidoreductase activity, acting on paired donors, with incorporation or reduction of molecular oxygen; heme binding; monooxygenase activity. Bases 196 to 1773 code for a protein of 525 amino acids. Lineage: Eukaryota; Fungi; Ascomycota; Sordariomycetes; Xylariales; Hypoxylaceae. The record is from RefSeq and is a predicted model, not a curated record.
CAGACCGGAGAACAGCAACAUACGCGGAUAGGGAUGAAGGUCCGGGUUUUCAACGGAGACGGGUGAUAUCAAGGCACAGUGUUAAUAUUUCCUCGCUGUAAGGCUGCCUUCAUCGCAAUACGUUAUUUUAAGAAUCCGACGGCUCAUCAAGGAGUGAUCCUACGACGCAACAAGAUUCUGACAAUAUUCGCUAUCAUGGAUUUUCAUUUUUUCAAUGAAGCGCCAUCGAGAGGCGCAGUCGAGAAUCUGUGCUAUGUCUCAGUUUUCCUCUUCCUCGCCUAUUGCGUAGUGGACGCAGUGUCAGCUAGACAACUUGUUAGGAAGCACGCGGAGUACCCUCUCGUCGGAAAGCCAUUUCCAUAUGCUCCUAAAUUUAUCCAUAACCUCCUUUAUGCCUGGAAGGCAACUGAGCUCUCACAGGAGGGUUACGAGAAAAACCAGAACUCGGCGUUCCAACUGAUCCGCAAUGAGGGUGAAAUGAUGGUUUUGCCGCUCUCCCUACUAGAGGAGGUUAGCCGGCUACCGUCACACAUUGCCGAGCCGACAGCAGCGCUCAACCAGGACCUAACGGGCUCCUUCACGGGGAUUGAUUUGAUUCUUGAGAAUAGGCUUCACCACUCCAUCGUACAGCGGAAGCUGUCGCCGCGGUUACCUUUACUCUUACCACGCAUGGAGGAGGCGGUCUCUGCAGCAUUUUCUCAAUACAUACCACAGAGUGAGGACUGGACCGAGUUCUAUCCUUACGAUACGUUUAGAUAUAUCUCCGCACGUGUCGGUGCCGAGGUUAUUGUAGGACCGGCGUUCUGUGAUAACAAAGAGUGGUUACACGUCGCAGUUGAGUACACCGAAAAUCUGUUCAGAACAGUGGUUGUCCUGCGCUGUUUUCCAACAUGGAUGCACCCCAUUAUUUCUCGCUUGCUCCCGUCAUAUUGGGAGGGCUGGCGGCAUCUUCGUAAGGGCAAAAAGCUCUUGGCGCCUAAAAUCCAGGAACUUCUUGAUAAGAACAAUGCGGGUACCUGGAACCCGCAAGAUGACAAAGUUGAGGAUCUCAACGUACUCAGUUGGCUUACCGGCCUCGCUAAGGGGCGUGAUCGCAGCGCGGAUACUUUGGGGCACGUACUGGUCAUGGUGGCCCUAGCAGCUGUGCACACCACUCUUCUGCGAAUGGUCAACGUGCUCUAUGACGUAACCGGCGCCGGUCUAGAAGUAGAACUACUGGAUGAGAUCGCGGCUGUUGUGGAACGUGGCUGGCAUGAUAACGGCAACCCGUACGAUGCACUAGGCAAGCUCGACAGCGUGAUGCGUGAGUCUCAGCGUCUUUCACCCCCCACCACGCUAGGCAUGAAGAGGCUGUUCAAGGAGUCGUACACCUUUCAAGACGGCACGCACAUCCGUGCCGGCACCUAUGCCUGCAUGCCCGUAUAUGCAAUAGAGAAUGACCCGGCAAAGAUUCCUAACCCAGAGACAUUUGACGGGCUGCGUGCAUACCGCGCGGCGCGUGAGAGUGAGGCCGGCUCUACUGAUGAUCACCUCUUCUCGUCUCCGGGGCUAAAUUUUCUCAACUUCGGCUACGGCAAAACAGCCUGUCCGGGUCGCUUCUUUGCAAGCGUCGUGGUUAAAAUGGUCAUUGUCAAAGCACUUACUGAUUACGAAUUCAAAUUCUUGCCGGGUGCUGAGCGGCCGAAGAAUAUCACUGUACAUGAAUUUCUCUUUACUUGGCCUUGGAAUAAGAUGCUUAUACGCCGGAAGAGUAAAGGGGCGUGCCCGUUUUGAACAAGGUUAUUCCCUAGACCCCUGGGUGGGUACUUUGGGGAGAUAGAUUGUGGGUGUUUUUAUUGGUGUAACCAUGCA